AUUCGUAUUCAGUUAUGUCAAGAAUGUCCUACUUUACGACAUUUGACUAAUUUACGAUACAGUGUGCGAAGUUACUUCCGUGUUAAUGUUAAACUGGAUUUAAAUUUGUGAAAAUAAGCUAUUUGUCCUGCACAGAUUGUCAGUCAUGGCAGAGAAGAUGGAUGGAAGUAUCCAAAAUGCGGCAUUUCAGAACUCUACAGCUGACAUACAUGUUGCUGUCACAUCCGUCUCCGCCAGUGUCGUAAAUGGCCAGAUCCCUCCCAAAGAUGACACAACACCUAUCCAGAUUGAUAGACGGUUUGGGUACGGACCUUGCAAGCCUAAAUGCAUACAGAUUUUUAACAAGUUACCAGUUCUCGUGCUAUGGUUGACACUUUACUGUUUUCUCGAGGGGUUUGCUAUCAAUGGGAUUGCAAACGCCGGCAUCCCGGGGAUCGAGCGCCAGUUCAAGCUUACUAGCUCCAAGUCGUCCAUCAUUCCGGCAUCACAAGACAUAGGUGCUUUAAUCAUUAUCAUGUUUGUGAGUUAUGUCGGCGGACGUUACAACAAAAUGUUUUGGAUCGCUGGCGGCUCUAUCGUCAUGGCAGUUGGAUCUUUCAUUUUCAUUAUACCCCAUCUAGCCGCACAGUAUAACUACGAAGGUUCCAGUGGUCCGUCAGGCCCAUCGGAUACGUGUGGAGGUGCUGGACUUGGUGGCGCACCCCCUUGUAACAGCGAGGGCGAGAAAUGGGUGGGUGUGUUUGCACUGGCUCAGGUAGUACAUGGUAUCGGGUUCGCACCAAUGUUUACACUCGGGACUGUAUACCUCGAUGAGAAUGCGAGUCAAGGGACAGCCGCUUUAUGCGUGGGUAUAUGCUACGCAGCUACUGCAAUUGGCGUGGCUUGUGGAUUUUUCGCCGGUGGACAGUUCAUGCAAAACUGGUUUGUGGACUUCGACAGGGUAAACCAGGACAAACUCGGGUUUGAUGCGAUGGACACCCGAUGGGUUGGUGCCUGGUGGCUGGGAUUUGUGUUCACUACUAUUUUGUUUGUUGUCGUCGCUAUUCCAAUGUUUGGAUAUCCUAAAUAUAUGCCAAGUAACACCAAGGCGGAGGAAGCUGAGGCGGCGCUGAUGAAAGACAAAGAUGUCAGUUGCGGGACAUUGGUGAAAACCAUCACCUUAUCGUUCUUUAAGGCUUGCUUCAAACUUUUGAAGAACCCAACCUUCAUUUUCAUUUCACUGGGCGGUUGUGCAGAAUCCCUCAUCAUAUUUGGCGUGAGCGCAUUUGCCUUCAAAUACCUGGCCGAGAUGUACAAUAUGGGCUUUGACACAGCCGGCCUUCUUUUAGGUGGACUAAUAUUGGUCGGGUCUGUCGGUAUGUUCCUUGGUGGACUGCUCAUCAGGAUCUUCCAUCUAGAAAUUGUCGGUAUGUUACGACUUAAUGUGGUAGCGACAUUCAUAGCAUGUGUCCUUGGCAUAUCGUACCUUGCAGCUUGUCCAGAGACCCAACUGGCGGGGUUAGAGGUCACGUAUCCAAACGAAAGUAUGAUAGACGGGUACACGGCUGGUUGUAACACUAUGUGCUCUUGUGAAGAUAUGAGUUUUCACCCAGUCUGCGGGGAUGAUGGUAUUGUUUAUUAUUCUGCGUGUCAUGCAGGAUGCUCUGGUCCACCAGCCGCACCCAUGGAACCAUAUACUAACUGUAGCUGUGUGGCUCAGAGUUUAGGUAGUGCGGUUACCAUAGAUACAAAAGCAUCACCAGGCCGAUGCGAUGAUGGUUGUACCAAAGUGAAUAUCCUCGCACCUUGCUUGUUUAUUAUGAUGAUAUCUGUGCUAACAGCAACUACGCCAUCAUCAAUGGCUACACUCAGGUGUGUUGAUGAUGAGAUCCGGCCUUUAGCACUUGGUAUUGGCUGGAUGUUACUCCGCCUUCUAGGUUCGAUACCCGGACCAGUACUAAUUGCCUCAGUGAUUGAUGGCGCCUGUAAGAUGUGGUCGGGCGGUUUAUGUGGCUCUUCUGGGGUGUGUCUUCUCUAUAGUAAAGAUGGACUCUCGGUGGGUGUGUUACUGUGGUGGGUAAUUGUUUCGGGCGUGGCUUGUCUUUUGUUCUUCAUUUCGUCAAUUUGUGCACAAAAGUUUGUCGUGCAGGGAACAUCAUAUGACUUGGAGAAUGAAAAGAAGAAAGAAAUUGCUACCUGAGAACGUAGGACUAUGAUCAAAGACAAAAACAAUGGGUUUGGUGUGCAGGUUAUUCUAUGAUCUGUUGUAGUUGUGCAAAGAAAUGAAACAGCUAAUCAGAUGUUUAGCCUGGUCUCCAAAUACAUUUUUAAUUUGGAAGCAACACUAAGUUUAUCAAAGGAAAAAUUCUCAUUAUGACAUUGUGUUGAUUUAUAUCUUACUUUUGGCAGGGGCAAAGGGCUGUUGGUCAUGUGACGGAUUUGUUUGAAUCUUUAACUUCUGCUCAAUUACAUAUUAUUUGUGUUCAUACAAGGCAUAAUGCAAACUACAUUUUCAUUGAAAGUAUUUUUAAAAUUUGAUUUUCCAGUCCAGGUUGCCCUGCCAAGGUAGACUUAUUUUAGCACAAGUAUGAAUUUGGUAAAUAUACUUUGCCUUUAAAGGCAUGUUACUGAUAUAAGAUUUAUUGUUUUAUAUUUGUUAAUGGCUUACAUUUAUUAGGAAUUAUAUAUGUACAUACUUGAAAUUCAUUAGAAACGCAGGCUUGAAACAUUAUUAUUACCUCUAUUGCGCAAACAAGACAUAUAGAGAGUGGAGGAUGAACUCACACGCACGCGGUUUUGAAACUUUUUUUUUGGUUGAAAUUGCUAAAAUAUCUCGAUAUCUAUCAAUUGUAAAUGCAAAACUAGAAAUCAUUUUGAAUUGAUAAGAAUAUUCAGCUUUACAAAAACAUUCUAGGUGGAAAUGUGAGCAUGCGGGAUGUGGGUGUUAGGUACAAUUAAAAAUGCUCAGAGAGAAAGCAAGGUAAAAAAAAAACUUUAUGGGAUUGAAAAACGUCUGUCUUUGUCGUUGUUUUUAAACAAAAAUUCUAUUUUAGUAUCGACCCGGCGAGACUGGCCGGAAUAACGCGUUUAUACGUAAUGACUAUGUUGGCACUUCCACGCUUCCGUCGAGUUCUUUUGUGGUCUGCCGUCCUGUCGAAAAAUCUAGAUUUUGUUAAAAUGAGCGUCUUCUAAAGACUUUAUAAGAUGUUUGUAACCUAGCAUUGGAUGAAAUCUGUAUGUAAGCAGUGUUAAGGUUAACUGGAGAAUCACUCGCUGAGCCUAGGGAUAAGACUCCUGCAAAUGUACGAAUCUUAUAUAAUAUAUGAGCCGCGCCAUGAGGAAACCAACAUAGUGCGUUAGUGACCAGCAUGGAUCCAGACCAGCCUGCGCAUCCGCGCAGUCUGGUCAGGAUCCAUGCUGUUCGCUAACGGUUUCUCUGAUUGCAGUAGGCUUUGAAAGCGAACAACAUGGAUCCUGACCAGACUGCACGGAUGCGUAGGCUGGUCCGGAACCAUGCUGGUCGCAAACGCACUACGUUGGUUUUCUCAUGGUGCGGCUCAAUUAUAUGCUGUUAUAGCAAUCGCUGACAAUGUAUUUAAAUGGUCAUUUAUCAUUUUAUCAUGUGAUUUCAUAUUUCUUACAUUUAUCAGUUAGUUGUUUUGUCUAUGGAAAUGAGAGUAAAGCAGUCAUUUUAGAUCAUUUAGUUAGGUCUUUUUGUGUUUGAAGUACACUAGUUAUGAUUUAAAAAUCGGUAUAACUGAACAUAUAUUACAAAACAGUGAUAUGGUUAGCUUAACACAUACAUGUACCAUACAUUACUAGUCGGCACUAUGAUAAGCUUAACAAAUACAUGUAUGUCAUGCGCUGUAAUGAUAACUUUUAUAUAUACAUGUAUUAAAUGAAUUAUGAUAAUUUUACAUAUUAAUUUUUAUCUUUGUUGAUGUCAUUGAACAUAUAGUACUUGUGUAACCUUUCAUUAUUUAGAGAUGUAGUUCUGACUUAUUAUUGUCUUUAUUGUAUAUGUAAUAUCUUCAAAAGUGUUUUAUUGUAUUUUGAACAAUGUAUAUUUUUAUUAAGAAUUUACACUUUAACGAAAUACAUGUACAAUGAUAAAAUAAAUGUUUUAAUUCUGAA
Molecule: messenger RNA, 4113 nt
Organism: Mercenaria mercenaria
Lineage: Eukaryota; Metazoa; Mollusca; Bivalvia; Venerida; Veneridae
Product: solute carrier organic anion transporter family member 4A1-like
Exons: 14
Coding region: 146-2179 (677 amino acids)
Biological process (GO): sodium-independent organic anion transport; transmembrane transport
Cellular component (GO): membrane
Molecular function (GO): protein binding
Source: RefSeq, a predicted model, not a curated record